AAAGUAAGUUAAAGGAGGUCUUAGUUCCUUCAAAUAAGAAAAUGCUGCUAAUUGAAAUAAGAGCACUAAUCAAAGCAAUCGGUCAAGGACUUGGUAAACCAUCAAAGUUGAUUACCAUUUCUCCCAUAACUGGAUAUAAUAAUUACACCGUGCCCAUCAAAGACCCGAUUAAAGCCAAAGAGUAUGCUCGCCUCUCUAUGCUUAUCAAGUAUGCCCGUGAACGGGGAGAGGAUCCCACACCUAUAAUCGAGCAAAGAAAAAGUUUAAUAAAUUCAAAUAUUAUACCGGGUAUAAGUAUAAGCAAAACCAGUAUAAGAAACAAAGGUAUAAGAAAGUAUAAUAUUAUACCCAAAAGCCAAGCGAAAAAUAAUAUUCCUCCGGCUAUCACUGCUACUCUUAACCAAAUUACUCUUUUCCAGCAAGAAAUUCGCCAACAUUGCCAAGAGCAAGCCCGCAAUAAUGCCGAAAUUUUAGCCAUGGUGAGUGAGUUAACCAAAGCACUCAGCAACCAAAAACCAACCCCUGAGUCUUGCCGAAAAUGCCAACAGUUAGAAACCUCGCUAAAAGAACCAGAAAAUUUACGGCAACCAUUAGCCAAUUUCCCAAAGGAAAAACCUAAAUCUGUUAAGCCGAAAAAAAUUUCUCUGGCUAACGAAGUCAAGGUUAACAUUGAGGAAUUAGAGCAAGCCACCGGCCUAAAAAAAGACUGA
Racocetra fulgida is the source of this 710-nucleotide messenger RNA. NCBI's taxonomy places the organism in Eukaryota, Fungi, Glomeromycota, Glomeromycetes, Diversisporales, Gigasporaceae. The record is from the annotation of a GenBank genome assembly.